AUGAGGUUGAUGACACUUUCUUGUACAGGUGGUUUUUCUGGCAAUAUCGGUCACGACCCACAUAUUCUGUAUACUCUUAGUGCUGUGCAAGUGCUUUCCCUUUUCAACAAGCUAGACGUUCUUGACAUUGAUAAGGUUGCAACUUACAUUACUGGGCUGCAAAACGAAGACGGAUCCUUUUCAGGUGAAAUGUGGGGGGAGGUGGAUACACGGUUCUCUUAUAUUGCCAUCUGUUGCCUUUCAAUAUUACGUUGUCUGGACAAAAUCAACGUUGACAAGGCCGUAAGCUAUAGUCUGAGUUGCAAAAACCUGGACGGUGACUUUGGAUGCACACCUGGUGGCGACUGGCGAGUGUCAUGCAGGGCAAAGUAUGUUAGUUUCAUUGUCCACGUGGACAUGUGUAAACUUUUACUUGCAUACUCAUAG
Messenger RNA from Hibiscus syriacus, 426 nucleotides. RefSeq names its product geranylgeranyl transferase type-2 subunit beta 2-like. Gene Ontology annotation, biological process: protein geranylgeranylation. Gene Ontology annotation, molecular function: Rab geranylgeranyltransferase activity. The transcript is spliced from 3 exons. Bases 1 to 426 code for a protein of 141 amino acids. Gene Ontology annotation, cellular component: Rab-protein geranylgeranyltransferase complex. The record is from RefSeq and is a predicted model, not a curated record. Lineage: Eukaryota; Viridiplantae; Streptophyta; Magnoliopsida; Malvales; Malvaceae.